AGAAGCCUAAAUAUGUUCCUAGUGGCCAAAGUAAAAAGUAAUUCAGGACGUGUUGUGUUUAGAGUUUCGGACUUGUGUUUAUACCCAGAAGAAGAGCGAGUAGGAAAAGAAAAAGAGGAUGAAGAAAUAGAAAACAUAUUCACUUGCCUUUUGUUUCCAAGGCAUUGUUCAUGUGAGACGUUCUUAAAAGAAGUGAUUUUACAAGACAAAUCGAUUAUGUGUCGCCAUCUUUUAGCCAUUAUGAUUAGCCAUGCAUUGAAUAUUUCUGAAAAUAUUCAAUUGAAUGAUGAAGAUUUUGCAGAGCACUAUUACAGUUGGGUAGCAUAAUGCGCGUUCCCUUUUUUCAACAUUGUACCACCAUUUAAAAUUACUCAUAUCAGCCCAUCAUUUCUCCGCCUUCUCUUUCUCUCUCUUUUUCUUCUAAUAUGACUUCCUCGCGAUCUCAAAGGUCUUUUCAAGAGACUUCUUCUGCUAGUUAUUCUCGAAAUGGUUCUUUCUCGACCUCUGAAUCCAAUACCUUUCAGCGACCCGAAUCACCUACACUUCCACCAGAAAUAAGUAUCCAAAACCAUUCUAGUUCAGGCCUUAGUUCUGAAACAAGUUCCUUCUCUAACCAUGCCAAUGAAAACUUAUCAGUCAAUCUACUCAAGUCACCCCACAGUGCCCUUCGAUCCAACGAAAUGAAUUUUGUAUCACCCACAUCAACCAUUGACUCGACUCACUCGUAUCAACCGUUUGAUGAAACUGCAUCUGCUGGAAGAAUUGAACACCGUCCAUCUCGAUCCAAAUCAAAGCAACCCAAGUCACCUCACUCUUCUUCAAAUAGUCAUUCAACUCGAGCACAUCAUCAUCUUAAAACAAAAAAUUCACACUCUUCGAAACAUGGUAACAGAACCCCGGAUCACUUGGCUGCAGCUAUUGAACUCAGCACCACGAAUAGCGUAUCUUCGUCUGCACCUGCUGCAGGCAUGUACUGGUCCCAUACAUUGACUUAUGGUCGGGGACCUUCAAGACCUCUUCGAGCUCAUACAGCAAAUUUAGUUGGUGAAAGACUCUAUGUCUUUGGAGGAUGCGAUACUUCAGUUUGUUUUAAUUCUCUUUAUAUACUUGAUAUGGACACCAUGACUUGGUCCAAACCUCGUACUGCAAACCAAAAUGCUCCACCUCCUUGUCGUGCUCAUUCUUGCACAGUAGUUGAACGUGAUCUGGGUUCUGGUAGAAAAUCACACCAGCUUUAUAUUUUUGGCGGCGGCAAUGGCCCUGAAUACUUUCAAGAUGUGUAUGUACUGGAUGCAGAAUUGUUGGUUUGGUCAAAACCCAAUAUUGAUCCUAGUACACGUCCUUCUAAGAGAAGAGCACAUACAACAUGUUUAUGGAAUGAUAAAAUCAUUGUUAUUGGCGGUGGCGAUGGUGCUCGUGCUUUAGACGAUGUUCAUAUGUUGGAUGUCUCGAAUCCUAGCAGCGAAUUAUUACGCUGGGAAAAACUACAGACGUCGGGAACACCACCUCCUGCUCGAGGUUAUCACACAAGUAAUCUGGUCAAGGAUAAAUUGGUUGUUUUUGGUGGUAGUGAUGGCCAUGAUUGUUUCGAGGAUGUUUAUGUCUUGGAUUUGCAAAAAGGAAAAUGGACACAAAUUGACCUUGAUCGUAAAAUUCCAAGGUUAGCUCAUACAUCUACUCAAGUUGGAUCUUAUGUCUUUGUCAUUGGCGGCCAUGAUGGUAGGCGCUAUUCUCAAGAUGUGUUGUUAUUUAAUCUUGUGACAAUGAGUUGGGAAGUACGAAAAGUAUACGGCGUCCCACCCAAUCCUCGAGGAUAUCAUACAACUGUACUUUAUGACUCUAGACUAUAUGUGCUGGGAGGAUAUGAUGGCAAAAAUGUUUUUGAUGAUGUUCAUAUGCUUGAAUUAAGUGCUUGCGCUUACUUGCCACAAAUCACUAACUUUGAGAUUGAUGUCUAAUGACUCUUGAUAAUAGACCCAUUACUAAUAAACUUUUUUAAUUGUCGAUCGAUUCCUUGCUGAAAUAUCAUAUUAU
Messenger RNA from Gilbertella persicaria, 2034 nucleotides. RefSeq lists its product as uncharacterized. NCBI's taxonomy places the organism in Eukaryota, Fungi, Mucoromycota, Mucoromycetes, Mucorales, Choanephoraceae. The record is from RefSeq and is a predicted model, not a curated record. The coding region runs from base 426 to 1958 and encodes 510 amino acids. The transcript is spliced from 6 exons. Gene Ontology annotation, molecular function: protein binding.